Rhizopus microsporus ATCC 52813 is the source of this 1317-nucleotide messenger RNA. Its product is annotated as zinc finger protein ZPR1. The record is from RefSeq and is a predicted model, not a curated record. Gene Ontology annotation, cellular component: nucleus; cytoplasm. Lineage: Eukaryota; Fungi; Mucoromycota; Mucoromycetes; Mucorales; Rhizopodaceae. Bases 1 to 1317 code for a protein of 438 amino acids. The transcript is spliced from 4 exons. Gene Ontology annotation, molecular function: zinc ion binding.
AUGUCAGAACCUAUAUUCGUAGAUCUCAGCGAGAGUAAGCCUACUGAAAUUGAAAGCUUGUGUAUGAAAUGUCAAGAGAACGGUAUUACCCGUAUCUUGCUUUCCAAGAUCCCUCACUUCAAAGAAAUCAUUAUCAUGGCAUUUGAAUGUCCCCACUGUGGUUUCCGUAACAACGAACUUCAAAGUGCUGGUUCUGUCAACGAAAGAGGCCACACAAUCACUUUAUCCAUUUUAAACAAAGACGACAUGGACCGUCAAAUCGUUAAAUCCGAUUACUGCUCUCUCAAGUUUAUAGAACUUGAUAUGGAAAUUCCUGCAAACAGAGAUCGCGGUCUUUUGACAACCGUUGAAGGAUUGGUCAGUAAUGCCAUUGAUGACUUAUCUGCUGGACAACCUAUUCGUAAGGCUACGGAUGAAGCCGUCUACAACCGUAUUGAGGAGAUUUUGGCUACCAUGAAUGAAUACAAGGAAGGCAAACCAUUCACAUUGGUGCUAGAUGAUCCCUCGGGUAACUCUUAUGUCGAGAACAGAUGUCUACCUAACCAAGAUCCUCAAAUCAAGUUGAGAUGGUACACACGUACAGCUGAGCAACAAGCCUUCCUUGGUCUUCAAAGCGAUCAGGCACCUGCCGAAGAAGCCGCGACCCGUGCAGCUCAAGUUGUUGCAUCCGAAAUGGUGAAUGAAGACGGUAUACCUGAAGUCAUGUCCUUCCCUGCCAGUUGUCCUUCUUGCCAUGCACCUUGUUCAACCAACAUGCAUGUUAUGGAAAUUCCUCAUUUUAAGGAAGUUGUCAUCAUGGCUACCAACUGUGAGCAUUGUGGUUAUAAGAGUAAUGAAGUCAAGGCAGGUGGACCUAUCUCUGAAAAGGGUAGAAAGAUUACAUUAAGAAUGACCGACGCCGAAGAUUUGUCAAGAGAUAUCCUCAAGUCAGAAACUUGUGGUUUGAGUAUUCCUGAAAUCAACUUGGAGUUAACACCAGGUACUUUGGGUGGCCGAUUCACCACUGUUGAAGGCUUGAUCCGUCAAGUCCAUGAUGAAUUAAAGGAUCGUGCACCCUUCAUCCAAGGUGACUCAGCUAGUGAAGAAGGAAAGCAAAGAUGGAAUAAGUUCUUGGAAAGCUUAACUGCUGUAGCUGAUGGACAGAGAUUCCCUGUGACCCUUAUCAUUGAUGAUCCUUUGUCUAACUCAUACCUUCAGAAUCUUUAUGCUCCUGAUCCAGAUCCAGAAAUUACUAUUGAAGACUAUGAACGUGAUUGGCAAACAAAUGAAGACUUGGGAUUAAAUGACAUGAAAUUAGACAACUAUCAAGAAUCAUAA